Molecule: messenger RNA, 3162 nt
Organism: Uranotaenia lowii
Lineage: Eukaryota; Metazoa; Arthropoda; Insecta; Diptera; Culicidae
Gene: hh
Product: protein hedgehog
Exons: 3
Coding region: 652-1929 (425 amino acids)
Biological process (GO): protein autoprocessing; regulation of gene expression; multicellular organism development
Molecular function (GO): patched binding; calcium ion binding
Source: RefSeq, a predicted model, not a curated record
UACACAGCUACUUAGUUCUAAUUUAGUGCUAGUCGAAAUACCAUCUCUUCCCUCUUCUCUCUCCGGGACUCGAGCUCUUGGUAGGAAGGAAAAAUCGAAUAUCGCAAUAACCGUUUGUACAAGGCAGUUUUUCGUGGCCCGCGCACCUUAAGAUCCGUUCCUUUGAGCAAGGAUAAUGCAUUUAACGAAAGAAAAUUGCCAAUGCAAUUAAUUGCGAAUUUUUCUGCAGUGAUUUUUUUUUGCAUUCGUUCACUGAUUUAUCUGCGAAGUGUUUGAAUUUGCGAAGACGAGUGCAUUUUACGGCUACAUCGACGUGCUGGAUUGUGAUUAUACUAAACCGUGCUGAUUGCGCAAGACCAGAAUGUUGGCUGAAAUUAUUACGGUCAUAUCCGGUAGCUAGUAGUGAGGCUGACAAGUGGAAGUGCAAAUAAAUUGCGAAUCGUUCCAAUCGUGCCAGUUUCCAUUGAAGAAAAGUACCCUUCUGGUAGGGAGCAUGUUUACCUACAACAGUGUAUAAUAAUAAGUGCACCACCUAGUGCUUCAACGCUCGAAAGCGCUUCCAGUGAAACCAAUUCUAAUAAGUUAAUCACACUUGGAGUGUUUGUUUGGAGAAGAAUCCCCGCAACAGAUUAGCUAAAAUCUGCUAACAAAAUGUCUAGCCUAGUGAAUCCCAGCAGUUGCAGCUUCCGGUGUCGAACGAGGAACAGUUGCUACACCAUUCGGAAAAAGUGCUUCACCACAUUGCUGGUCUUCCUGCUGUACAUGGUGACGCAGGUUCAAUCUUGUGGUCCCGGAAGGGGCAUCGGAGGACCGCGAAGAACGCGCAAACUCACGCCGCUAGUGUUCAAACAGCAUUGGCCAAAUGUUAGUGAAAAUUCACUUGGGGCUUCCGGGCUGCAAGAGGGACCGAUCUCGCGCAACGACAGCAAGUUUCGGGAUCUGGAAACCAACUACAAUAAGGAUAUCAUAUUUAAGGACGAGGAGGGCACGGGAGCAGACCGUGUCAUGACGCAGCGGUGCAAGGAGAAGCUAAACAUUCUGGCCGUUUCGGUGAUGAACCAGUGGCCGGGUCUGCGGCUUAUGGUGACGGAGGGAUGGGACGAAGACCACAUGCAUGCCCGAGAAUCUCUACACUACGAAGGCCGUGCCGUGGAUAUUAUGACAUCGGACAAGGAUCGAUCCAAAAUCGGUAUGCUGGCUCGGUUGGCCGUCGAAGCUGGAUUCGAUUGGGUUUACUACGAGAGUCGUAACCACAUACACUGUUCUGUCAAAUCAGAUUCUUCGCAAAGUAAUCAUGCCAGUGGAUGUUUCACCGGUGACAGCACAGUACAGACCGAGAGUGGCGAUCGACGGAGGCUCAGCGAGCUCAAGGUUGGCGAAAAAGUGCUCAGCGUAGACAGUUCCGGUAAUACCGUCUUUAGCGAAGUGAUCAUGUUUAUGGAUCGAGAAACUCGCCAGAGUCGAGAGUUUGUACACAUCGAAACCGAUGGUGGCGCCCAGUUAACGGUGACACCGGCCCACCUUGUCAUGGUGUGGCAAAUGCACCUGAGCGAAACUCGAUAUCUCUUCGCCGACCGCAUACAGGAAGGCGAUUAUGUGCUGGUCAACAUCAACAACAACCUAGAGCCUAGGAAGGUACUCCGGAUAUCCGCCAAACUAUCACAGGGAGUAUACGCACCCCUCACUCAGGAGGGUACCGUCGUGGUGGAUUCAAUAGCGGCUUCUUGCUAUGCCCUCAUCGACAGCCAAACUGUGGCUCAUCUCAGCUUUGUACCGUACCGAUUGGUGCAAAAGCUGUUCAACCUCUUCAAGUUCAGUAAUGAUAACAAUAGCUUGAGUUUGCCUCGACACGAAGGCAUUCAUUGGUACGCCAAAUCGCUGUUCGCCAUCAAAGACUACAUCCUGCCGUCGAAUUGGUUGUACCAUUAGAGCAAAAGCAAACGACAAAAGUCAUCAAAACAACAAUCUCCAAUCAGGAGAACCAAACUGGUCAUCCUAUCUAUCCUAAAUGUACAUUUUGUAAAUUUUCCACUAAUGUAAAGAAGAAAAUACCAUCUGGGGCAUCUAUGUUUUCCCAUUGAUGAAUAAUCGAAACAAACGCAAGAAAGAGUAAAUGAAACGGCGUGCAUGACAGAGUGAACGAGAACUACUUAAAUUAUACGCGAAUGCAUGAGACAAAAAGAUGCACGAGUGCGUGUACCCCGCUCUCAGUUUUAAAGAGUGAGGAAGGUAAACAUAUUCAACUUGCCUAGCAACCUUCGGAAUAGUUGUAAACGCUCCUUGAUAUUUAGCAACAAAUGCCUUAACAAAAGGCCACAACUUUCAGCAUUUCACUUAAUUUGUAAACUCUAGCUUUCAUAAGUAGGACCAUUUUAAAAUAAUUUAUUGUAGGUAUGAGAAUCAAAACAAUUCCCUCGAUUAAUUGUAAAUGCAAAUCCAAAAAUUGUUAAUACUAUUGCAAAUCCAGAACUUUGGCCAGUGAAAAAUCACCAAUAUCAAGCAAAAAAUCAAAUCCAUUUCCAUUGUAAAGAAUUGCGGUUGACGAAUGCGUAUAGUAUUUAAUAAGUAGCGUUACGUAACUACAAAAAAAAGUGAUAUCUAAUUUUAAAGUUUUAUAAUCUAUAACGAAAAAUAAUUUAUAACAGAUUCGGUCUGCUAUCGACCUGAAUACUAUAACAUUUUAUAGCAAAAUCGAUAACGAAAGCUCACAGCUUACGGAAAGCUUGAUAUAUUUCAGUAGGGGAAAUAUUUCAAAGUGUCAACGUGCAUGAAUGAAAAGCUCGACAUUUCAACGAACAGCAUGAAUCAUCAGCCAGCUCUCCAACCAAUUUCUGAGAUGCAAAGUAAAACUAUCCGUAUUUUUCUAUUUUAAGACUAAGAUUUGACAAAACUUUAUCCUACUGGUUAGUUUUGCAAGUUGACGGCACUGUUCUUGCACUGAAAUGAGAGAGGAAGAGAGAGUUAGCUGAUCACGAACAAUAAAACGCGCAACAUUCCAUUGAUCGUACAAUAAAUAUUUUCUUUAUAGUUUCGCGAGCAAAAUCAAAUAUGAAGAUGAAGGAACUGGCCCAAUAGUAUGUUGAAUACAAAACGGUGUUGUAUAUAUAGAUUAGUAUUUGAACACCUUUGGAUUCGAAUGGAUUAGUUUUAUUAAUAAAAAAU